Paramecium primaurelia is the source of this 1302-nucleotide messenger RNA. NCBI's taxonomy places the organism in Eukaryota, Ciliophora, Oligohymenophorea, Peniculida, Parameciidae. The record is from the annotation of a GenBank genome assembly.
AUGAGAUGUACUUAAGCUGAUCAUUUAAAUUAACAAAUAAUUGGAGUUUGCAUUGAUAGUAAAUGCCAAUAGUAAAGACCUUAUUGUAAUUUUUGCCUGUCUAGUCAUGGUCAACACUUAAACAAGUUAACAUCAUUAGAACUUAUAGAUGAUUGGAUUCGUAAAAGAGUACUAAUUGUCCAGAAUGUUGAAUAAAAGAUCUGUGAGUGCAAAUUAGCCCUUGAUUGUCUUCUAAAUAAAUUUAUUAAUUUAUACAAUAUUAAUUUGGUAUAGUUACCUAAAUUAGGACUUACAUAGAUCGACAAAAUUAUUAAAGGUUUAAGUUUAAUUGAGUUAUGGGAGAAAACUUUACUUAACUAAUUCCAAUAAUCUAUCGAAUAAAUUAUAUAGAUAGUUAAAGAAAUUUUGGAAAACCAAAAAAAAUAAACAAAUGUAAGCUAAACAGAUAAUUUAUAAAUUUUAAAUCCUUUUAAGAUCAAAGAAUAGAUUUUUGAAUAACAAAUAAAUCUAAAUCCCAUUAAAUACAAUCUAAAACCAUUCACUAUUGAAUUGAUGAAUUAAAAUUCUAUUAAAUAAGAAGAUUUUUGUUAUGCAAUUGCAAUUAAUAAAGAUAACUCAAUUGUUGUAGCAGGGUGUGGUAAGUAAAUUAAAGUAUUUGAUCUCAAAUAAGGAAAAUUAAAUCAAUCAUAACUCUUAAGUGAUCAUUAAUAAAAUGUAUCAACAUUAAACUUUAUGAAGAAAUCAAAUCAUUUUGUAUCUGGAAGUUAUGAUAAGUUAAUUAUAAUAUGGUAGAUGAAUCAAAAUAAUAAUUAAUGGACUUGCUAAUACAAAUUGGAUGGACAUUCUGAUACUAUUAGUACUUUAUUAUUUAAUAAUAAUGAAAAUGUUAUUAUUUCAGGUAGUUAUGAUUCAUCUAUUAAAUUUUGGAAUAAAUAAAAUAAAUGGUUGUGUUAAUAAACCAUUAAAGAUCAUACUAGUCGUGUCUAUUCAUUAAGUUUAAAUGAAAAGUAAGAUAAAUUGAUAUCUUGUUCAUAUGAUAAAUAUAUAUUAGUAAUUGAAUAUUCUUAGAAUGAUUAGAUAUGGAAUGUGAUUUAAAAGAUAAAUGUAGAAUAAUAUGGAUUUCGAUAAAUUAAUAUUAAUCAAUUCAUAAUGGAAGCCAUUUAGGAAUAAUAAAAUUCUGGAAGACUGGACUAUGUUCAUUAAACAGGAUUAUUUCCAAAUCACUGUACUAGAUAAAUAUAAUCAAAUAAUAUUCUCAAAAAAAAUUUUAAAGAUGAUUAAAACUAGAACUUCUAAUAAUGA